AUGCGUCUUCACCACCUUUGGACCCUGCUGUCCGCCGCCACACUAACAGUACCAGCAACAGCAACAGCAGCAACAGGCCAGCACCUGCCUGCUCGCAACUACUCGAGUCACGACUACUAUGCUGUCCACAUCUCGCCCUCUGCGUCGCCCUGCGAGUUGGCCGCCCAGCUCGGCCUGACAUACGAGGGCCCCUUGGCCGCCCUUGCACACUAUCACGUCUUCAAGGCCCCCAAGCACGACACCGAUAUUGUACAAGAGGCCAGGCAAGAACUCAAGAGGCGACGACGGAAGCGUGAAGUGGGCACCGAGUACAACCCCCUCGACAGUGUACGCUUUGCGCAAAAGCAAAAGAUCAAACCUCGACAUUGGAAGCGAAGCGUCAUUCCACCGCGCCCAGAUCGAGCGGGGCCGCCUGUGACGGACGCCAUCAAAGCGCAGCGCGAGGUCGCCAACAGACUGCAAAUUCAAGAUCCCAUUUUCGAAGAGCAGUGGCACAUCUUCAACGUCAAGACUCCGGGCAACGACAUCAACGUGACCGAUGUAUGGAUGCAAGGCAUCACGGGAAAAGGUGUCACGGCCUGUGUGGUCGACGAUGGCUUGGAUUACGACAGCAUGGAUCUCAAGGACAACUUCUUCCCCGAAGGCUCGCACGAUUACAAUGACCACACCGACUUGCCCACACCGAAGCUCUCAGACGACAGGCACGGUACACGCUGCGCAGGCGAAAUCGCGGCGGGGAGAAACAAUUUUUGUGGUGUAGGGCUGGCCUAUGACGCAAAAGUCUCUGGCGUGCGCAUUCUGUCUGGCGAUAUUACGGAUAUCGAUGAGGCGCUUGCCAUUAAUUACGAGAUGCAGAAGAACGACAUCUACUCGUGUUCAUGGGGCCCUCCCGACGAUGGAAGGACCAUGUCGGCGCCUGGCAUUCUGAUCCAGCAGGCCAUGAUCACGGCCGUUCAGCAGGGGCGUGGCGGCAAGGGCUCCAUCUACGUGUUCGCCGCGGGCAAUGGUGCGGCCAGCGACGACAACUGCAACUUCGAUGGUUACACAAACAGCAUUUACAGCAUCACUGUGGGCGCAAUCGACAAGAACAACGACCAUCCGUAUUACUCAGAGGCCUGCUCCGCCCAGCUCGUGGUGACGUAUAGCAGUGGCGGCGGCGACUCCAUUCAUACCACCGAUGUAGGUCUAAACAAGUGUACGAGCUCCCACGGAGGCACAUCUGCUGCUGGGCCCAUCGGUGUGGGCGUUUACGCCCUUGUUCUCCAGGCUCGUCCAGAGCUCACUUGGCGCGAUAUGCAAUGGCUCAGUGUCAUGUCCGCCGUACCCAUUGAUAAACCCAGCGAUUGGACCAAGAACGCCUUGGGCCGCAUGUACAGUCAUCAAUUCGGCUAUGGCAAGCUGGACGCAUGGGCGAUUGUCGAAAUGGCCAAGACCUGGAAACUGGUCAAGCCUCAGGCCUGGUUCUUCUCUCCAUGGAUGCAUGUAAAGAAGGAGAUUCCAGAGGGUGGCCAUGGCCUGGCUAGCAAAUUCGAAGUCACUGCAGAGAUGCUGAAGAAGGCCAACUUUGAACGUGUCGAGCACAUUACGCUCACCAUGAACGUAGAACACCAGCGUCGUGGAGACUUGAGCGUCGAACUCACCUCUCCCUCGGGAAUGAAGUCUCAUCUGGCCAUCGCUCGCCGCGACGACGAAGCACCGCAUGGAUUCCAGGACUGGACGUUCAUGUCUGUCGCGCACUGGGGCGAAUCCGGAAUUGGCGAAUGGACCGUCAUCGUCAAGGACGUCAAGCAAGGCAACCUCAAAAAAGGUGUCUUUACAGACUGGAAGCUCCGGCUCUGGGGCGAAUGCAUCGAUGCCGCCAAAGCCAAACCCCUGCCUAUGCCCGAUGAACACGACGACGAUGAUCACGACAAGAUUGACGAUCACCCUGCACUCACCACUAGCGUCGGCCUACCUUCUGCAGCCCGAGCGCCACGCCCUCGAGCGGGCCGUCGGACAACUUCCUCCCCAGUCCAUUCCCGACAUUUGGCGUCUCCAAACGCACCCAAAUCUGGAUCUACGGUGCCCUCGGCCUUAUUGUCGUCUUUAUUGCUGGCCUUGGUACCUAUCUCUUUGUCGCGCGUCACGAACGCAUGA
Molecule: messenger RNA, 2136 nt
Organism: Plenodomus lingam JN3
Lineage: Eukaryota; Fungi; Ascomycota; Dothideomycetes; Pleosporales; Leptosphaeriaceae
Source: RefSeq, a predicted model, not a curated record